GUGAAAUCCCAUUUCUUGUCUAUACGCAAUUUCUGUUAUUAAUUGAGAACAUGGAUCCUCAAUUAACCAAGUAACUAACCAUCCUUUUCCAUCAUUAUAAAUCUCUUCAACCUUUCUCAAUCUCCAUAGAUACUCAGCGCACCACUUAAGCUUGUCCAUUAUCAGAACUCACUUUCACGGUUUGAAUCGGUGUCUACUAUCUUAGAUCAUGGCAACAAGAACCGGCCGGAAAACCGACCGUGAAAGCCGCCCACGGCUGCUGAAGGAUUUCCUCAUAGAGGAUCACCACUCCCAUUCGAAGCCACUGCCGCCAUGCAAACGUCCGACGGAGGUGCCUCAGGCGGCAACCACCGCCAUCUCUGCCAUUCACAAGGUGAUGAUCAAAAUGGUUAGGCUCCUCCCCUUCGCUCCGAUCAAAUCUCCGGCGGCCGGGUCGAGAGGAAGCAGGGUUGACCUCCGCGGAGAGGGUCCCACCACCAUGGUCAGAGUCAAAGACAUUUUGCGGUGGGGUCUCGUGGAGGAGAACGACGAGGACUUCACGGCGCCGUCAGAGAACAACGACGGCCAUCUCUAUUACGACUCGCCGAAUAGGUGCACGUGCACCACCGUGAGCACAACCGCCGCCGGCAGCAAGAGAUCCAGCUGGUGCGACAGCGACUUUACGGCCGAGGAUAUACCCUCGUGUUUCGGGGACAUCUCUGUUGUCGGCGACGAAAAGACUGAGAAGGUGGGGAAGGAGAAUCUUCGUCCACCUGAUGAAAGUGUCGGUGGGGGCGGUGGACAUUUCAUCACGGAGGAAAAUAAAAUGGCCCCACAGGUAGAGUUGGGAGCUAUUGAGAAGGAGCAGCACAGCCCAGUAUCAGUAUUGGAGUCACCCUUCAGAGAAUUAGAUGAAAGUUUCAAUUCCCAUCGAAUCCUUACUGCGGGUGGUUACAGUACUAGAAGUUAUUCCAACGAGGAGGAUUCAUUUGAUGAGUGGGAAGUGGAAGAGAAGAGGCAAGCUUAUUUUAGAGAUAUGGAGAUCAUGGCAGCUGCUGCUGUUGAGGAAAUAAUCACAAGCCGUUGGCCGUACAAGUUUGAAGAAGAAAGGGACGAGUUGUACCUCUUGUUGGAGCACCAAGUCUUCAAUGACUUAUUAGUUGAAGAAGUUUUGGUUGACCUUUUCAUCAUGCAUUAAUUAUUUCAAGAUAUGGUGGACAAAAAGCUGUUCUGGAUUGGUCAGCUCCAGGUAGAGGAGGAAACUUGAAGACAAAUCAGUUCCAGUUUCUGGAGGAACUGAAAUCACAACCAGUGUGACCGGUUCGGGUUCUAAACUGAAAAUUUUAAUUUGCUUGAUUCAG
This is a messenger RNA of Cuscuta europaea, 1340 nucleotides long. Lineage: Eukaryota; Viridiplantae; Streptophyta; Magnoliopsida; Solanales; Convolvulaceae. The record is from the annotation of a GenBank genome assembly.